AUGAAACUAAUAACAGAGGCUAUUGAUAUUAUGGCUAGUAUGAUUGACAUGCAGAAGAAAGCUAUAUCCAAGGAAGAAGAAACAGAACAGGCAUAUAUAUCAUAUGAUGCAGCUGAAAAUGCGUGUGAAAAGCAGCGGCAUGUGGUAGACAUAGCAAAGAAGGUAAUGCAUGCUGCAGAAGAAGGUUAUAAAGGUACAAUUUGA
Molecule: messenger RNA, 204 nt
Organism: Nematocida ausubeli
Lineage: Eukaryota; Fungi; Microsporidia
Exons: 1
Coding region: 1-204 (67 amino acids)
Source: RefSeq, a predicted model, not a curated record